Messenger RNA from Chara braunii, 4127 nucleotides. The record is from the annotation of a GenBank genome assembly. NCBI's taxonomy places the organism in Eukaryota, Viridiplantae, Streptophyta, Charophyceae, Charales, Characeae.
AGUCGAAAUUUUUUCUCUUUUUGAUCAUUUCGCACUUCAAGAGAGGUUGGGAGACCUACUGAACUUGCAAAACUUGGGAUAUUAUUAUUUCAAUUUUUUUUUUUUUUUUUUUUUUUUUGCGAAGUUCAAACUUUUCUUUUUUGAUUAGUGGCUCUUUAUCUGGGCGAUUCUUCCCACCCACCCUCCCCAUCUAUCGGCCUGGUACAUGCUGUUGCGGUCACAGACAGCCGUCAUGGACCAGAGGCCCGGUGAAGCAGACGAGGCCUAUCAGGCCCGGAUGCUGGCUUGGAGUACCGAGACAAAGAAACGGGCAGAUGACGCAGCUGUAGCAGCGAAGAAGAAGGCAGAGGAUGCGGAGCAGGCACGUCUGCUGGCACUUGAACAACAGCGCCAGCAUGACGAGGCAGCAGCAAGGGCUGCCGAUGAAGAAAGGAACCAAAGUUGUGAGAAGAUAUUUAGUGGAGAGCGGGCCUUGCUCACAAUGGCAGCGGAAUGGCGGACCGAGGCUGACAAUGGCAAGUUGGAGGAUUGCGAAAACAAGAUCGCUCUCCUCCUCUCGCAUCUCACAGACCUCCUGGCUACAUGCAUUACCCAGCAGGAGGAUAUCCACAGCCUCAACGGCUCGCUAGCUAAACUACAAAGCCGCCUGCAGCAGCUGGAGCGGCGACCUGUCGUCGCACCCGAUGCAAGCUCUUCCAAUACCUCCAAUCGCCUCGAAGCAUUGGAGAUGCACGUCGGCUCCCUCCAGGACGGCGCACAGUUUCAGCAGACCGCGAUGCAACAGUUGCAGCAGCGGUGCUCCAUAUGGGGAGCUGCUAGGGCGGAUCCAUCCCUUGGCCAACAAAUCGUCGAGUUGUGCGCGGAGGACCUCAAGCUCCUCCUCGCUCAUCCGAUAGAUGCAACCUUUCGGCGGCACGACACCGGCCUCAAGAAUGAUCUCGUGAGAGAUCGGCUGAUCCGGCACCACACCGUGCGUGAUGGUUCAUCGGGUACCCCCUCUGGAGGAACUCCGAAGAUGACUCGGGAACUGAUUGACUUGUUGACUCAUAGAAGCCGAGAACAACGGCUGCAGAUCGGCAACUCCUACAGAUCCUUGUUUGGCCGGUACUUGGCACAGGAUAUCAGGCAUUGCACGAACAGUCAUGUUCGCGAUGGGCUUCUUUCGCUGAUUCGCCCGGUGGAGGUGCGUGAUGCUGAGUGGUUGCACAGGGCAAUGAAGGGCCUGGGCACAGACGAGCAUGUUCUGAGGGAGGUCCUCUGCAGCCGAACGUAUGACGAAAUCGAGAAAAUCAAGGCUAUGUAUGUCGAAAUGUUCCGCCGGGAACUUGUAGACGACAUCAAAGGUGAUGUGUCAGGAAAGUUCUGCAAGAUCCUUACAAAGCUAGUCAGCCACCCACGAAGCAAGGCGCCUGUGGAGCCAGUUCGUGCAUUGGAGGUUGCCAGAGAUCUUUACCAAGCUACACAAGGAAGAUGGGGUGUCAACGACAAAUGUUUCAUUGAUGUAUUUACAGGAGAGAGUCUUCCUCAGCUUAGCAAGAUUUUUGGUUUGUACAAAACUGAGUUUAAGGAGAGCAUUUUCCAUGCCCUGGAUAAGAUAUCAGGUGAAUUGCACAAGACUCUGCUGUAUAUUGCCAUGUGUGCAAUCUCCACACCUGAGUUCUUUGCAGUGAUGUUAAGGAAGGCAUUGGGAGGCUCGCGCGUGGAUAAGAAUGCGAUCAUCAGAAUAAUCUUGACAAGAUGCGAGAUUGAUUUGGAGGAUGUCAAGGAGGUCUACAAUUUCAAGUAUGCAACGAGCACAGAUAGCACUCCGUUGCAAAAUGCCAUCCGAGAUGCAACCUCAGGAGAGUUCCAAGAGCUCCUCUUGGCGGCUAUGGGUGAGUUGGACAGUUAAACUGUGUUUGCACGAUUCUCAUUCGUCAAAAGUUUGGCCGGAAAAGAUUAGUGCCCGAUCGAUGGCAUGGGUCAUUGAGGUGUGUUAGAAAGUCAAAGAUGGGAGGACGGUGUGGUGCUAGAACUUGAUGAAUAUAUGGCUGGGUAGGGGAUAGGUAGUGGCGAUAAUUGUGCUGACGGCGAUGGUGGGAAGAGAGGUGUCUACAUGUGUGUGUGUGUGUGUGUGUGUGUGUGUGUGUGUGUGUGUGUGUGUGCCCGCGUGCGAAAUGUGUUUCCUGUUUAAUCAUAUGAACACAUCUGUGGAUAUGGCACCGAUGUAGAAAGGUGCGCAUGAAUCUGUGCACUUGAAUUUGUAUUGUAGAGGGGGUCUGGUAACGAAUCAAACACCUAAGUGCCGGAUGUCUCUUACAUGUGAUUUAAUGGCCGUCAAUGGAUUGUGGGCCUGAUGGAGACAGGUGUGCAUACCUUUGUGUACUUGUGUAUUAUAAAGCCGGUGCAUGAUGAAUGAGUUGUCCAAAACGUUCUUCUUGUUCCUGUGUGCAUAUCUCUGUGGUGUAAGGGACGGAGUAUGAUGCAUUAAAUGAAAUGUCCAAAACCUUCCUUCUACUACCUGUUCUUCACUUCUUGUCCACAAUUCUCUCGUUUUCUGUUGACUCAUCACUAGCAAAUAACCUGCUGUUCCUGUACUGUUCAGUGUUGCUGUACUGUUCAGCAGCGAUAGGCUAGCUUCUUGCCUUGCGGAUUGAAGAAUUGGUUGUGUUGUGGCUCUAAGUCUCUUUUAGGUUGAAUCGAAAGUCUCUCGUCAUGUAGCAACGUUUUGCUGCCACUUUUCUUUUCAUGAUGGAUGGACUGCAAGAAGCGGGCCCUUGCAGCUGUGAUGGGACUUUCAAAUCUUUGUUUCGUGGUGAGACUCUUGGCCUGCUGUUGACAACUUUGCGGAACCAGAAGCCCUAUCCUUUUUUUCUGCCUGCCGGGUCUAUCGUUGCUGUGCGAGAUUGUGGUCGGUAAGGAUGAGGAUGAGGAUGAGGAUGGGCAGACUGUAAGGAGCAAAGCCUUCGUAUAUCAUCAUCGCCUGGUUCUAAUUGCCGGUUAGCAGGUCAUUCUCUGUCUAGUCGUCGAGUCGAGACCACCUUGAAUUGGGUGGUGGUUUGGCGCACAUCUAUUUGUACCUGAGAAGGACUUCGAUGGAUUGAUUCUCUCACAAUGUGGAAGAAGAGGGGCCACGGAUUGAUUCUCUAUCAACGUCUUGAAAAGGAUUUUGAUGGAUUGAUUCUCUCGCAAUGUGGAAGAUGAGGGGCCACAGAUUGAUUCUCUAGCAACGUCUCGAGAAUUGGGUGGUUGUUUCUUGUCUUCAUUUGUGUUUGGUGCACAUCUAGAUGUACCUUUGCGAGAAGGAUUUUGAGGGAUUGAUUCUCUUGCAAUGUGGAAAAAGGGGGGCCACGGAUGGAUUCUCUAACAACGUCUUGAGAAGGAUUUUGAUGGAUUGAUUUUGUCGCAACGUGAAGAAGGGGUCAUCAAUCGAUUCUCUAGCGUCGUGAAAGAAGGGGCCAUCGAUCUUGCAUGCUCUCUUUAGUCUCCCUCCCUGACUGGCAAACGGUUUGGUAGAUGGUGUUGAAAAAGGGUCCCUUCUGUGGUAAGAAGUGGAUUGUGACUUUCAUAAUAGUACAGAGAAUGCCCCCGUAUGCAGGCGGCGACUUUUCAGUUGUUCCUCUCGGACUGGCUUUCUGUUUGUUUCUCAAUGCGAUGACUCCUCUUUGUGCUUAUAGACACGUUGGGUCAGGAACGAUGGUGAGUUUCCCAUAAAAAAGACCAGUACUUCCUAGAGUUGUGCCCGCCACGAUUUUAGGAAACGUACGGGCCACUAUAGGAGCGCCCAAAUUCAUCCAACUAGAAACGUUUCUACCCUAUUUUUUUCUGAUAGCUGGGCCAAGGACUGGUGGUUUAAGCACUGGAGAUGCGUAUGCAGUGUUGGGUGGGUCUCCCUUAACCAACUGUCAAAAUAAUUUGAGCACGCAAAACAAUUGCUGACUAUAGGGGGUAGGAAGGACGUGUCUUUGUCCGGGGUGUUGUUGCUGUGGGUUUUUGCGUUUAUUUUUCCUGACAGAAAACUCUAGCCUUCCGAGUAAUUUGUACAUUCCUUUGUUACUUUCUCUUCUCCUGAUCCCUCCCCGCUCCCUUCCUUACCUCUGUUACUCUCCCAUUUAUUCUUGGUCCUUCAAUAAAUAUGCUCCAACUGC